Exophiala aquamarina CBS 119918 is the source of this 609-nucleotide messenger RNA. RefSeq lists its product as uncharacterized. The record is from RefSeq and is a predicted model, not a curated record. Bases 1 to 609 code for a protein of 202 amino acids. The transcript has a single exon. Lineage: Eukaryota; Fungi; Ascomycota; Eurotiomycetes; Chaetothyriales; Herpotrichiellaceae.
AUGUCAAGCUCCAACCCCAUCAAGGGCUCGUCGAACAAAGGUGACGACUUCCACUUCGACGAGCGGGCGCAGAUGAGAAAUGACUACGACCGCUUCCUCAACACGGUGACGCUGGGGACGCUGUUUGUCGCGCCGAUCCUGAUCGCCAUGCCGCCUCGAAAGCUCGAUUUCUACACCUUCUCGCUGGGGAGCGCGUGGUUCGCGGCCGCGUCGUACCGGAACCUGCCUGCGAGAACGCUGCACCGGUUCCAGGACGUCGGGGGCAUGCCGCGGGCCGCCAGAGAUCUACAGGAGCGCGAGAGGCUGAGAGGCGAUGCACGCGAGAGCCGCCGGCUGCUAGAGGAGCCCGGAGCGGUGCCGGAGAAAACUACGAGUAAGAAGACGCGGGCGUUGUUGGAGGACAAAGCCAAGGAGAUCUGGAUGGGUGGCGAGACGGAGGGCUGGAAGGAGCGGAGGCUACGAGAAGAGAGGGAGCGCCUGGCCAAGGGUGAGACCUACGGGUCGAUGAUAAUGGAUCAGAUCUGGGAGGUGUGGAAUUGGGGAGGUAAGAGUGGCAAUGAUGCUGAUGGGGACCGGCUCAGGCAGGGACCGAGCUCGAAGAACGGGUGA